Messenger RNA from Lactuca sativa (garden lettuce), 1762 nucleotides. Its product is annotated as CBS domain protein with a domain protein (DUF21). NCBI's taxonomy places the organism in Eukaryota, Viridiplantae, Streptophyta, Magnoliopsida, Asterales, Asteraceae. Gene Ontology annotation, cellular component: cytoplasm. The record is from RefSeq and is a predicted model, not a curated record. Gene Ontology annotation, biological process: intracellular manganese ion homeostasis; magnesium ion homeostasis.
GAAUAAUUAUAAUAAGGCCUUUCGUGUCUAUAUAAACCCUAAUCCUAUGAUUCUCGUUUCAUACAUAACCUGUUGAUUUCACUAGUAUAAUCUCGAAUCAAAAGAUCAGUAAAAGCAAGCAGCAAAAAUUAAAUGGCUGCAAAUGAUGUGCCAUGUUGUGAAACUAUGUUUUGGGUGUAUUUAGCUUCAUCAAUUGCCUUGGUUAUUUUUGCUGGACUCAUGUCUGGUUUAACCCUAGGUUUAAUGUCCCUUAGCCUGCUUGACCUUGAGGUGCUCAUCAAGGCUGGUCAACCUAAUGAUCGCAAGAAUGCAGAAAAGAUUAUGCCCAUAGUCAAGAAUCAACACCUACUCCUAUGUACGCUUCUCAUAUGCAAUGCCAUAGCCAUGGAGGCUUUGCCAAUUUUCCUUGACUCGAUUCUCCUGCCUUGGACUGCGAUAUUGAUAUCUGUAACUCUUGUGGUUGCUUUUGGUGAGAUUAUACCCCAAGCCGUGUGCUCACGAUAUGGACUAGCUAUUGGUGCAAAGCUCUCGUUCAUAGUUCGGUUUCUUGUCAUAGUUGUCUUCCCCAUAGCCUAUCCUGUCAGCAAGCUUUUAGACUUGAUCCUUGGUAAAGGACAUUCCAUGCUUUUACGACGCGCAGAGCUUAAAACAUUGGUCGAUAUGCAUGGAAAUGAGGCGGGAAAAGGCGGAGAAUUAACACAUGAUGAAAUUACAAUUAUAACCGGAGCUCUUGAUUUAGCACAGAAAACGGUCAAAGAUGCCAUGACACCAAUAUCCGAAAUAUUUUCCCUCGAGCUCUACUCUAAACUCAACGAGGACACUAUGAGUUUGUUAUUAAACAAAGGGCAUAGCCGUGUUCCUGUGUAUCUAGGAAGACCAGAAAAUAUAAUUGGCCUUAUUUUGGUAAAAAGUUUAAUCAAAUUUCGAGCUGAAGAUGAAGUUCAAAUUAAGAAUCUCAGUAUCCGGAAAAUCCCAAGGAUUCAUGAAUGUUUACCGCUGUAUGAGAUGCUAAAUUUGUUCCAGAAAGGACAAAGCCACAUGGCAGUUGUUGUAAGAAGUAAAAUUGCUCUCAAUACACAUAACAAUUCCUCUGGCCAGCUGUUAACUCAGAUUAAAGUAGAGAAAAAAGGUCAAAAUACAAAACUGAGCAUUUACAGAUCUUCAAGUGAUCCUACAUCUCAAAAUCCCGCACCAGAUCAAAAUAUUUCAAGUGUUCUAGACUCAUUCCCUAAUCCAGAUGAAGAAAUUAUUGGUCUUAUAACAAUGGAAGAUGUUCUUGAAGAACUUCUACAGGAACCUAUUCUCGAUGAAAGGAACGAAUAUGUCGAUGUAGACAACAUAAUGAAAAUAAACAUGCUUCCAUCCACGUUAAGAUCGGGGGCAACAUCAGCAUCUAAUUAUGAUUGGAAAACUUUGGUGUCAUCUCCACUUCAAGCAUCACCAAUUUCUUCACACCAUCAAACUUCUGCAAUAACUUCACCUAUUUCACCAUUUAUCCAGUCACCCUUCAAAAAACCAACAUCAUAUACUUCUCCGACAAAGUCUACACCAAAUUCUCCUAUGGGCCACGUCAGCAGCUCACCAUCUUCAUAUAAGGUCUCAAGGAAAUCAUAUGAGAAGCUCGAUAAACCUAGUAAUAAGUAGUUCUUCAAUCUCUUACACUUUAUCACCUCAGAAAUAAGUGUAUAAGCUUCGAGGAGCUUUGUUUUUUCUUCUUCUGUUAACUUUAUGUGGAUGCUAAUAAACUGAUCUUGUUUAGGGA